This is a messenger RNA of Solanum lycopersicum (tomato), 991 nucleotides long. Its product is annotated as bifunctional monodehydroascorbate reductase and carbonic anhydrase nectarin-3-like. NCBI's taxonomy places the organism in Eukaryota, Viridiplantae, Streptophyta, Magnoliopsida, Solanales, Solanaceae. Gene Ontology annotation, molecular function: carbonate dehydratase activity; zinc ion binding. Gene Ontology annotation, biological process: one-carbon metabolic process. The record is from RefSeq and is a predicted model, not a curated record.
AUGGCAAAAAUAAUCAAAAUCUUGUUCUUUUCUUUUCUUUUCCUUUCAAGUGCAUUUCUCACAAUAUCUCUAGAAGUUGAUCAAAUGAAUGAUGAGUUUAGUUACGAUCAAAACGCAAAGAAUGGACCAUCUAAAUGGGGGGAAAUCUCGAGUUACUGCAAUGGAAAUUUACAGUCUCCAAUUGAUUUUGAUAACAAAGUGGUUGAAGUUGUAUCAAAUUUAGGAAUUCUUCAAAAAUACUACAAACCAUCCAAUGCCACUCUUGUGAAUAGAGGACAUAAUAUCAUGUUGAGAUGGGAUGGUGAUUCAGGAUACUUGAAGAUAAAUGAAACUCAAUAUCAACUUCAACAAAUUCAUUGGCAUACACCUUCCGAACAUAGUAUCAAUGGGAAAAGGUAUGAUAUGGAGGCUCAUUUGGUACAUAUGAGCAGUGAUAGAAAAACUGCUGUCAUUGGAAUCCUCUACGAAAUUGGAUCAUUGCCUGAUGAUCUCCUAACCAUACUAGAAGGUGAUUUAAAAGCUGUUGCUGAUAAAAGAGGUGCAGAAAAAGGCAUGGGAAUAAUUGAUCCAAAUAUAAUAAAAUUGGACGACAAUAUAUAUUAUAGAUAUAUUGGCUCCCUAACUACUCCACCUUGCACUGAAGGUCUUGUUUGGACUAUUGAUGGAAAGGUUAAUAGUGUAACGGCAAGACAAAUAAAACUGCUCCAAGAUGCUGCUGUUAACGUGAGUUACUACCCCAAAAUUAUUUAUUUAUUUCUUAGCAAAAUUUUGUUUCUAUAUUUUUUCAAGCGUAAUCCAUGCCAAAACAUAGUUUUAUUUUUUCCGAUACUAUUUUUCAAUUUACCUUCAAAAUGCUAUUUAUUUAAUCAUAUAUAUUAUUCAAUUGAAGUCCAAGCGCCUAUUAAAUUUUCUUUUUACUAUUAAAAUUUGUGCAACUACAAAAAAGUGGUUCAUCAAGUUUUUUUUUAAAGAAUCUACUUAUACUUAACGU